This is a messenger RNA of Caenorhabditis elegans, 3883 nucleotides long. RefSeq names its product Rho-GAP domain-containing protein (gene rga-4). Bases 18 to 3425 code for a protein of 1135 amino acids. The transcript has 9 exons. Gene Ontology annotation, molecular function: GTPase activator activity. NCBI's taxonomy places the organism in Eukaryota, Metazoa, Nematoda, Chromadorea, Rhabditida, Rhabditidae. Gene Ontology annotation, biological process: signal transduction. The record is from RefSeq and is marked reviewed.
AGGCUGACCGAGACUAUAUGGAACACAACGACUUUCGUGUCGUUACGUCGUCAUCGGUGUAUCGGAAAGGCUCGACGACGACGGCCGGCGCCGCCGCCGCUGGACCAAAAUCCAAUAAAUUAAGCUACACUCUUGGAGAGGUAUGCUCAACAAAUGUCACGCUGGACGUGAACGUCGGCACCGGCUGGACGAGAAUACGUCUGAAGGAGGUUCCCAAGUUCAUUGUGCACGCGUUCAACAUCAUUUCGAAGCACGGAAUGGACACUGACGGGAUUUUCCGCAAGGAAGGAAACUCUGUUCGGCUGAAUCGCGCCGAAGUACAGGCAAUCUACAAAGGGCAGAGCGACAUUCCUAACGACUACAGUGUUAUCGACGUUUGCACGAUGGUGAAGCGGUUUCUUCGCGAUCUGAAGCCACCGCUGCUCGAUUCAGAAGAGUGUCGAGCUCGACUUCUGAAGAAAGCGUGCCAAGCGAGAAUUUCGGAUAGUUUCCUGAUGACGCGAGACGAGAUGGCAGACAUUUUCUACUUGGAGGAUCGCACAAUCGAGCAACAGACACCGCUGCUCUCCGAUGUGCAUGCUUCAACGCUGGGAUAUGUGAUGAGACAGCUGUACAGAAUCGCCGCUCACAGUGACCAGCACAAGAUGUCGAUUGAAAAUUUGGCAAUCGUUCUCGUCGGAAGUGUCUUCGGUGACGGUAUUCACGAUCCGCGCAAAACUUCACAGAUCCGUCGUGGCUCGAAGGAGGAUAUUUUGGCGCAGAAGCGGCAGGAUAUGAGUGUGAACACGGCGGCGGUUAAAUUAUUGAUUACUAAUGCCAAUCUAAUUGGUGUCCGUCGUGAUCCGUACGUGACAAGUAACGCGAUGCUCCGAAGCUCGAGCGCGAUGCCACGUUGCAUGAGCAGUGGAUACGAGACGUCGUCGUCUGAUGCGGAUUGUCUAUCGUCGAAUAUCGCUCAAACAGCAGCAGCGGCGCUCCACCAGAGAGGAGAAGCUGGAGCCGGCGGCCCGUCGACGUCACUCGCCAUUCACCGCCGAGACUCGGAAGCUGUUCACAAAAUAGUGACUUCGCGGAAGAAGGGCGAGUUGCUGGAGUCGAAAAAAAAGCGGUCCGCAUCGUUUCUGCCGAGCUUCCGCGACCUUAAACAUCGCUUGUCGAACAUGAAGCGAGCCAAGAGCCCAAGUCCGGAGCGACUCAUGACUGGACACACUGCUGCUGCCAUCGAGCCGCCAUUGACAGCAGACACACUGGAUUUGUACACGGAUCAUCGGAAAAAGGUGGCGCGAAACGAGUCGAAUACCAUGUCGACUGGAUCAACGGCGUCUGGCAGACAAUCGAGAAGCCAUCAGAAUCGGCGAGGCAACACGAACGCCGCACCGAGAAGUGGUGGUAGCGGAAAGAAUACGAUUUCGAAAAUGUUUGAGCACGAGCAGCAGCAAGUUGUCCCCAGCAGUGGUGGAGCUCUUCGACGGCUGUCGGCUAACGAUCAGAAUACCGAUGCGAUGCGAUUUGCGAAACAACGGGUGUCCAAUGAGCAGAUGAGUGUUGCAGAAUUUCUCAUAUCCGAGCAUCAACGUGAGCGAGAAUGUAAAAUCCAGAAACGCAAUACAGUGAUAUUGGGCGAGAAGUCGAGGUCCUCUAAGCUCACAAACCGACGUCACACGGCUCCCAUCAACAACAAUAGGCUCCGCAGAAAUCGGCCGAACACUGUGGGCGCCGGCCUGCCACAUCGAAAAGAUGGCGGCUCAUCGCUGGAGGAGAAGGAGAAUCAGGCGGACUGCGAGGAGACGACUGAUGACACCCUGGAUGCAACGAACAAUGUGGAUCAUUCGGAGUGGCUGCUGGAGCAGAAGGCACUGGAAGCGAGGUCACGGCGAGCGGGAAGGAAGAACAAGGCCGCCACCACCACCACCACCGCGAUGAGAAAUAUCAGCACGGAAAGUAUGAUGGUGCUCAAUGGAUCGAUGAUGGCUGUGGAAUCGACGACGGAUGUGCUGAAAGCAGAUCCACUGGUGGCGAUGGAUGUGUUGAAAGAAGAGUCGUCGCCACACACGACGACGACGCCAAAAAACACGCCGAAAGUCGUGUUGAGAAAGGAUUUGAACGAUGUGAAGAGGAUGAAGCAAUUCUGUGACAUGGCAACGUCGCCAAUGGUGAUGGAUACGCCGACGAAACUUUCACACGAGAAUGGUCACGCGUGGGUUGGAACCAAACAGGUUAUAUCUGUGACGAGGACGCCUAGCCUGUCGCGACGGCAGAGCCGAGCUCGUCUCUCAUACUCGAAAGCCACAGAAUCUCCGCUCGACAUGCCAUCAUCCGACGUUCGGCGAGACUCGGGCUCCCUGAUGUCGCCGCUGUUGAAGCAUGUGACGAUAACGAACAACUCGCCGCCUUCGCAAGUGAUCACAUCGUCUCCUAGGUUGGGGGAUUCGUUUGAGCAGCAGCAAACCAAUCAUCUCACUCCAAAAUCACACACACUUUCUCCAUUGGCCGUCAAAAUUGAGCGAUCUACACCUCUGCCGCCGCCGCCGAUCCCUCCACACUCGCCACCCCAUCUUACUCCGCAAAGAACCUCGAAAGUCUCGUUGGAUGCUGUCAGCGAGAUGAAACGAAUCUCGAUAUCGGGCGGCCAUGCACGACGGCCUCCAACUCCUCCAUCACAUCCACGCGUGUCGAAUCCGUUCUCGCCGAAGCUGCCUAUUCGAUCUGUGACGAUCGACAAUGGAUUCGAGCUUCCUGCCACUGCUUCCACUGCUGCUGCUGCUGCUGGGGUACCAGAUGAGACACAGUUCAAGCUUCCGCAAUUGCCGAUGCCGCCGAAGAAAAAAGUGUCUCCGCUGCUUGCCCGGCAAGCCACUCACUCAUCAAAGUCGACGACGCUUUCGGUGCCGAAUCGAGCGAAUCUUCGAGAAACGAAGAGCAUCGAUGAAACUCCGACAGCAUUGAGAUCGGCACCACCAGCAGCUCAAGGAUCUUCGUCGAAUCAGCUGUCGCCAAGAUCAUCCACUGAUUACUUCGAGUUUGGAAAAUACACAAAUGCGUUGAGAUCGGCGACUGAUGAGUUUGCGCUGCCAACCAGGAAAACGUCAGUUGAAUCUCGUCCUUCAGUUGCAAUUCUACGGAGUAACAAUUGCGGUUUGGUACGAUCCAGAGUCAAUCAUUUCCAGGAAAUCGAACAUUCGCAACGCGUCGAAACAUCGAUGAGCGGUCGAUUGUCUGCAAUGUCACAAUCAUCACUCCGAAGCAGCAAUGAUACACACCAAUCAUCGUCGGAUCGUUUUUCGGAUGUCUCGGAUCUUCGGAAUGCCGCGUUCUCUGAAUCCACCUCGGACUCGGCGCUCAGCACUCCAACUGCCACUCCAACAACUUCACGGGUCUCGACGAACGAUGCUGCUGCUGCUGCUGCUGCUGCACAACAUUUCUAAAAAAAAAAUUGAAUUCUUGCGUGUUUUUUUUUCAUGAAUUAUGGGUCGCUACAUUUUUUCCCCCCUUCUAUUUUUGUCUCAAUUCUAUGAUCCUCAUCACCCUCCAUUUUCUCCGUGUCUCCCCAGACGUCUCAAGUACUUGAAAUCUCGCAUUUUUUGUUCCCCCUACCAUGUGUUAUAAGUCAGAUAUGCUGCGUCUUUUAGAUGUUUUUCAGUUUGGCAUUCUAACUAGACGAACUUCUGACUUUCAGUUCUGCCGGCAGGCAGCUGCCCAACAUAUUUCCAUUAGUAUUUGGGUUUUUCUGGUGCCAUCCCCGUCUCACAUCUCCAUAGAAUUAGAAUUGAAAUUAGAAUUCUCCCUCUCGUGCUUGCUGUGCUGCCUGAAUUUCGUUCCUUUUUUUGCAGCUGGCACGCGCAUUUUCUUGGGUUUUUUGAAAACGGCUUUGGCACCGGGAAAA